AUGAAGAGCAAAGCCAGAGGCACUAUUCUGCCUCUCCAGCAGGCCGAAUUCGACGCCCUGCCCUAUUCGGUCCAGAGAAAGUACUUUUCAUCCCUGGAGCGUCUGCAGAUCCAACAGCAGUCGGUUGAAGAGCGUGGCGAGCCUACAUCAGGCCGCUCGUCCCAGGCCAGCAGCUCCUCCAAACCCCACCGCCCACAGCUGUCUCUCGGCACCGGACGACGCAAACGCAAACCAGACAAGGCCCUCCAACAUCACGACACUUUCCAAGUCGAUCUCGACUUCUAUCUGGCCCUGCCCGAAAAGGUCCGCAAACAGCACUUUUCUCGCGAGGAAGAGCAGGUGCUGCUGCAGCGCUCGCGCCAUACCACCGACCAAGAAUCUGAGUGGGCACAGCAACGCUUCGACGACUUCCACUUUGACUUUUCCGAGACUGCCGCCAUCGACGUUCCAGAGCGCGGUCGCUCACGUAGCCGCUCAUCUGCCUCAUCUGCCUCAUCUGCCAUCAGUCCAUCUCGUACUCCCUUCGCAUUCGGCCCAUCUGCGGACGACCAGGACAGGCCUAGUAAUUCGUUAUAUCUCGACAUGAUGGGCACUCCUAUCUUCACACGGAGAGAAACCGCACCCACCGACGUGAGAAGGACAAUGUCUCUUACUACUAAUCCACUGCGUCACGGGACUUCUGCUUCCCUCACCAUGGCAGACAUCCCCCCACCUUCCACGGCAAUCGCUGAACGUCACCAACGUGCUCAUUCGUCCUCACUGUCGGCCCGCAGAAUGUCACACACACCCACUCCCGUCUUCGACCCAGAAGCCACCUACUACCAGGACCCAGAGGCGCGGAAGAAGCUACGCAUGUACCUUGCAUCACCGCAGAAGUUUGACGAAGCCAUCGAAUUCGGCUUCCCAUCGACACCAGGAAACGACAACGUGACACCGCAUUACCAGCUUCCCCAUAUCGUCAGCCAUGCCCGGAAGUUCAGUCGGGACAUGCAUACAUUUCUGCGAGAUGGCCACCUCUCCUUCUUUGAAGAUACGAGCAACGACAAUCAGGGCCUCGAGUCAGACGACGACUCAGUAGCGGAUGUCAACUCGCCCGCCACACCCUCCAGCACCAACCUAUCAUUUCGCCUGCACUCGCGCCAAUUCUCAAAUCGCAAGUACUCUGUCGAAUCACCUGCGCCGUCGCCCAUUUCGGCCAAUGGCCAGCUCAAUCGCGAAAUGACGCUCCGGAUGACGCUUACACGGCCCGAUCUGCGAGCUGACGAGGAUCAAUUAUACGGGUGGCAAGCCUCAUCCUCCUCGUCACAUUCAGCCUCUCCAUCCUCCAGCACGAAAGCGGCAAUUCCCGCCCCCAAGGACGACCCCUUGGCGCUUGAAGACCUCGUCUUUUCAGACGACAUGACAGGUACCAAGGGCGCUUUUUAUAUCAAACCUAAACCACGCGGUAACCUUGUCACUCGCAUGCUGAAGCGAGCUAGUCUCAAGAGUCGUUGA
Molecule: messenger RNA, 1494 nt
Organism: Pyrenophora tritici-repentis Pt-1C-BFP
Lineage: Eukaryota; Fungi; Ascomycota; Dothideomycetes; Pleosporales; Pleosporaceae
Source: RefSeq, a predicted model, not a curated record